GUUUUCAGAAUGAAUGAAGCAGGUCACAUGGGAUGGGAAUUGGGAUGAUGACAAUGCCAUGGAUGGACGUCAACAAGGACCAAGCAAAAUCUGGAUCUCUUCUUCCGAUCCUCCUCACCUUUAACGCUACCAAGAGUCAUCCUGCCUUUAACGCAGACUUAGGCUACUCGCAUCGCAUGCAUAAAUAAAGCUACUUUUUAAUUUGCCAACCAUGGUUCUCUCGACUGGAUCAUGGUUUUCGUUUUACUCGAGUUAGUUGUGUGUACGGAUAUGUACUUACAUACAUUCAUACAUACAUGGUGCAAGCUAGGUAGCAGCUAGUAAUAAGGCCCGGGCGGGUGGCUUCCUGGCUUAUAUUCCUUCUUCCUCCUCCUCUGCUCUGCUCUCCUCCCUCUCCCUCUCUCACACACACGAUCAAGAAGAAGAAGAAGAAGAAGAAGAAGAAGAAGAAGAAGAAGAAGAAGAAGAAGAAGCAUCAUCAGUAGGGUAUACAGGAUGUCGAUCAAGUACUGCGACCAGCACAAGGACUGCGAGCGGCAGCGGCUUUACCGCCGGUUCUGCGCGGCCGUCGCGGGGAUCAUCCUGCUGGCCCUCCUCAUCGUGCUGAUCGUGUGGCUUGUCCUCCGCCCCAGCAAGCCCCGCUUCUUCCUCAGCAACGUCGACAUCGUGUGCAUCAACGUGAGCUCCUCCUCGGCGCUGGCGGUGACGAUGCAGGCGACGCUGGCGGCGCGCAACCCGAACGAGCGCGUGGGCAUCUUCUACGACCGCGCCGACGUGUACGCCGAGUACCGGGGCCUCCAGGUGACGGUGGCCACCGCGCUGCCGCCCAUGUUCCAGGGCCGCGGCGACGCCACCGUCUGGGCGCCCUUCCUCUCCGCCGCCGGCGUCCCGCUGCCGCCGUACCUCGCCACCGCGCUCGCGCAGGACGAGACGGCGGGGUACCUGCUCGUCACCAUCCGCGUCGACGGAUGGAUCCGGUGGAAGGCCGGGGCCUUCAUCACCAGCCACUACCACCUCAGGGUGCGCUGCCCGGCGCUGCUCACCGUCAACGACGGCCAGGGAAGCUACGGAUCAAACGCCGGAGGAGGGCUCGGCUACUUCAAGUUCAACCGCGCCGCACCAUGCGUCGUCGACAUCUAGCUACCUAAUUCCUUUUACUCUUUUCAUCUAUCUCUACUUCUUGAAUUGCUGUCCAAUAAUUAUAUAGAUUUCACCGUCGUCGUCCACUCUGCUACUCGUCCUUAAUGACUGCAUGCAUGCUUUAAUUGUUCAGUUCAUAUAUGGCGUGAACAUGAAUUUGUUUUUCACA
Setaria italica (foxtail millet) is the source of this 1309-nucleotide messenger RNA. RefSeq names its product NDR1/HIN1-like protein 1. Gene Ontology annotation, biological process: defense response to other organism. The coding region runs from base 496 to 1140 and encodes 214 amino acids. NCBI's taxonomy places the organism in Eukaryota, Viridiplantae, Streptophyta, Magnoliopsida, Poales, Poaceae. The record is from RefSeq and is a predicted model, not a curated record. The transcript has a single exon.